AUGAAUUUGAACGAUGCCGCAGAACCAGCACCUGUGCCUAGAAGUCGACAGGAGCAUUUGAAGCACUCUUCUUCACACAGGAAGGAGGUAAAGUUUGGAGACUACAUCCUUGGCCAGACGAUUGGCGAGGGCGAGUUUGGCAAAGUCAAGAUGGGUUGGAAGAAGGACUCCACAGUCCAAGUCGCCAUCAAAUUGAUUCGAAAGGAGAGCUUGGCCGGGAACACCACUCGACUUCCCAAGAUCUACCGCGAGAUCUCAAUUCUUCGUGAGCUGCAACAUCCAAACAUUGUUCGAUUGCACGAGUUCGUUGAGACCGAGCGCCACAUGGGAAUCAUUCUCGAGUAUGCAUCUGGGGGAGAACUCUUCGACUACAUCUUAAACCACAGAUAUCUAAAGGAUCCGGCAGCUAGGCGGCUGUUCGCACAGCUUGUAUCUGGCGUGGGCUAUCUCCAUAAGAAGGGCAUUGUCCACCGAGAUCUGAAGCUCGAAAACCUGCUGCUCGACCGCAACAAGCACAUCAUCAUCACGGAUUUUGGAUUUGCGAACACUUUCGAUCCUGAGGACGAACUGGGCGAAGACACGGAGAACAGAAUAGCCGACAAGGACUUCGUGAAACGCGGACACAGAAGAGGUGAUCUGAUGCAGACGUCUUGUGGAAGUCCAUGCUAUGCAGCUCCCGAGCUGGUCGUGAGCGAUGGUCUCUACACCGGUCGCAAGGUUGAUGUUUGGAGUUGUGGUGUCAUCUUGUACGCAAUGCUCGCUGGAUACCUGCCCUUUGACGACGACCCUGCGAACCCUGAGGGCGACAACAUCAAUCUGCUAUACAAAUACAUCGUAAGUACACCCCUCACAUUUCCUGAGUACGUCACG
This is a messenger RNA of Pseudocercospora fijiensis CIRAD86, 870 nucleotides long. RefSeq lists its product as uncharacterized. The transcript is spliced from 3 exons. Gene Ontology annotation, molecular function: ATP binding; tau-protein kinase activity; protein serine/threonine kinase activity. Gene Ontology annotation, cellular component: cytoplasm. Lineage: Eukaryota; Fungi; Ascomycota; Dothideomycetes; Mycosphaerellales; Mycosphaerellaceae. The annotation marks the transcript as partial. Gene Ontology annotation, biological process: intracellular signal transduction; protein phosphorylation; microtubule cytoskeleton organization. The record is from RefSeq and is a predicted model, not a curated record.